Contarinia nasturtii (swede midge) is the source of this 2479-nucleotide messenger RNA. RefSeq names its product lysophospholipid acyltransferase 1 (gene oys). Bases 295 to 2385 code for a protein of 696 amino acids. The transcript has 12 exons. Lineage: Eukaryota; Metazoa; Arthropoda; Insecta; Diptera; Cecidomyiidae. Gene Ontology annotation, biological process: lipid modification. Gene Ontology annotation, cellular component: membrane. The record is from RefSeq and is a predicted model, not a curated record. Gene Ontology annotation, molecular function: acyltransferase activity.
CAUUUAGUCUACAACGAAAUGUCAUGAAUGCUGUCUGUAUAAAACGGAUGAAUCGGAUAUGAGCUGAGAAAUUGCUUCGACUCACGUUCAAUUUAUUUGAUAAAAUAUCUUUUCUCUUCUUUGACAAAUUUUGGAGAGAAAGAGUAGAACUAGUGAAAAAUAUAAGAAAAAGAAAGAAAGUUAAGUGUGAAUGACAACAUCAAUUUUUGCGUCGUUUGUUGUGUUUAUUUUUGGUUGAAAGAAAAAGUGAAUAAAUAAGAAAAAAUAACUGGAAUUAAAAAAAAAACAGUCAAAAUGUUCGAAAUACCUAAAGUAGGUGAUGAGGAUAGCCAAUAUGAUGGAAGCCGUGCUUUUGUUUGGCUUGCUGAUAUAUGUGGAUUAUCAGUUGACCUUAUAAACUUCCUCGUAUGUCAAAUUUUGGCGCUUUUCUUUGCAUCGUUCUUCCGUUCAUAUUUGCAUACAUCGAAAGUAACAACUAACAUUCGACAUGCAUUUGGACUCACAUUGGGCUUAUAUUUUGGUUACUUUUGCUUUGGACAACAAGCGAUUCACAUCAUCGGUCUUCCAGCUGCUUGUUAUAUUAUAAUUCGUACACAAAAUCCACAAAUUAUACAACGCUUGGUGAUGCUAGUAUCAUUGAUCUAUUUGUCGAUGGUACAUUUACAUCGUGUAUAUUUUGACUAUGGUUCAUAUACAUUGGAUAUAACCGGUCCACUGAUGGUUAUUACACAGAAAGUAACACUGUUAACAUUCAGCAUUCAUGACGGCAUUGCACGCAAUGAACAUGAAUUAAGCAAAUCACAAAAGUUUCAUGCAAUCAGUACAUUACCGACAACGCUCGAGUACUUCUCUUAUGUUUUACAUUUUCAAGGUUUAAUGGCUGGACCAUUGGUAUUUUAUAAAGAUUAUAUUGAUUUCAUCGAAGGAACGAACUUUUUAAAACACACCAAUGUCAAUUCAAAAUUCGACAAAGUUGAUAGUAAAAUUAUUGUUGAACCAUCACCAACAAAAGCUGUCGUUAAAAAGGUCAUCGGAAGUGCUAUCUGUGCAUAUAUUUUCAUGAAUUGGAUUACCGUCUAUCCAAUAAAAAGACUCAACGAGGAUGAAUUUAUAGAAAACACAUCAUUUUUUUACAAAAUGUGGUAUAUGAUGAUGGCCACAACAACUAUUCGUUUUAAAUAUUAUCACGCGUGGCUUUUGGCUGAUGCUAUAUGCAACAAUUCUGGUUUAGGCUUUAAUGGGUUCGAAAAGGACGGAAAUCCAAAGUGGGAUCUCAUAUCAAAUAUAAACGUGAUUUCGUUUGAGUUGGCAACAAAUAUACGUGAUGCAAUUGGAAAUUGGAAUAUGGGCACCAAUCAAUGGUUACGUAUGAUUGUUUACGAACGCGUCCCAAAAAAAUAUGGAACUAUGCUAACAUUCGGCUUAAGUGCGUUAUGGCAUGGAUUCUACCCAGGCUAUUAUAUCACCUUCAUAUCUGGUGCACUCAUUGUUAAUGCAGCUAGAACAGCGAGAAAAUUAUUCCGACAUCGGUUUCAGUACAGCGAAUCUUCGCGUAUAUUUUAUGAUAUUUUAACGGUUAUCACAACAAGAAUAGUCAUGGGUUAUCUUACAUUUCCAUUUAUUUUACUUGAAUUUAAGGCCAGUCUUCGUUUGUACCUGAAUAUAUUUAUGUGCCUUCACAUAAUUGGCUUUAUCACGUUAUACGUGUUGCCGCGAUUCUUUAGUGGUGAAAAACGUUCACCACAAUCACAAAAAACCAAUUCUGUACCAAUAUCAACUACAGACUCAUUGGUCUCAGGAUCAGUAAGGCCGGCUAAUAAAGAUGAUAAAAUCAAAAUCGCACAAUCAAAUAAUGCGCACAACUAUGAGCAAAUCGUUGAUGAUUUAGCAAAUAACAGUAACCAAUGUGAUAUUAACAUAAAAUUUAUUACUGAUAAUAAUUUAGAAACUAAUGUAUCCAAUAAUGUUGGUACGACUGGUGUAACCAAUAGUGGUGGUAUGGCUGUUAAGGCUGUUAAUGAGGAUACAAUUUGUAGUAAUAGUUUAAGUAAUGACACAUACGACUAUCGGCAACAAACUUCCACUGAUCAACAUCUAUCGAAGAAAAUCCGAGAGCGUAUUGAUAGUGAAACGAGAAAUAUUGAAGAGUUUAUUGAUAAAACAGUAACGGGUAUAGUUGAGCUUAGAGAUGAUUUGAUGCGGGUAAAUGAGAGCGAAAUGUAUGCGACAAAGCAAGAAUAUGGAAGUGGCAUAGCUGGGACGGAUACUGAUGGCCUUCGCAAACGUAAUUUAUCUGAAGGUAAAAACGAAGUCGAAAUUUUUCUGCGUAAAGAGAUCAACAAUGCUAACGUUUUACCAGCCGUUUUGAGCAAUGGCCAUGAAUGAACAUUUGAAAAUUGAAGAAAAAGAGAAAGAGCAGUGACUAGAUAUUUUUCAAGAAUAGGAACAAAAAUCAAAAAAAUUAAAAAAAAAAACAAAG